Peromyscus californicus insignis is the source of this 2849-nucleotide messenger RNA. RefSeq names its product solute carrier family 35 member G6 (gene Slc35g6). The record is from RefSeq and is a predicted model, not a curated record. NCBI's taxonomy places the organism in Eukaryota, Metazoa, Chordata, Mammalia, Rodentia, Cricetidae. The coding region runs from base 31 to 1113 and encodes 360 amino acids. The transcript has 2 exons.
GAACCUUACCCCUACUCUAACCAAGUCACAAUGGCUGAAGCUCUGAAGGGGAUCAGGCAACCGGACCCAGGAGGAGAGGAGGAAGUCCAAGAAGAGUUGGAUGCCGGUUAUCCCUAUUCCAACUUACCUGACUUCACCCAGCCAUCACCGCCCUCCACUCCAGCCAGCCUCCCCUCGAACCAUCGCUGCGGGCCCUCCGAUGCCACCAAGGGUCUGUUUGUGGCCUUGCUAGGUGGAGGACUGUCUGCUGGCUUCGUGGGCCCGUUCUCCCGUAUGGCUUACCAGACCUCCCACUUGCCCUCGCUGGAGCUGCUCAUCUUUCGAUGCCUCUUCCACCUCCCCAUUGCCUUGUUACUUAAGUUUCGUGGUGACCCACUGCUGGGACCUCCUGAUGUUCGGGUUCGGGCCUUCUUUCAUGCCAUGCUCAACGUCCUCAGCAUUGCAUGUGCCUACAGUGCGGUCCAGGUGGUGCCUGCAGGCAACGCGGUCACUGUUCGCAAAGGUUCUUCCACCGUGUGCUCGGCCCUCCUCGCACUCUGCCUUGAGAGCCAGGGUCUCAGUGGCUACGCCUGGUGUGGCCUGUUUGGCAGCACCCUUGGACUAAUCAUCAUUGUGGGACCUGGACUAGGGACAUUGCAAGAGGGGACUACAGGCCUCUACACAGCCCUGGGCUACGUACUGGCUUUCCUGGGAGGUCUGGCGCUGUCACUGGGGCUACAGGUUUACCGCUCUCUACACUUCCCCUCCUGCUUACCAACAGUGGCCUUCCUCUUCGGCCUGGUGGGGCUGAUGGUCUCUUUACCGGGCCUCUUUGUGCUGCAGACACCGGUGCUACCCCAAGACCCUCUGAGCUGGAGCUGUGUGGUGGCCGUGGGGCUCCUUGCCUUGGUUUCUUUUGUGUGUGUGAGCUACGCGGUCACCAAGGCCCACCCUGCCCUGGUAUGUGCUGUCCUGCACUCCGAGGUGGUGGUAGCAUUGAUGCUGCAGUAUUAUGUGCUCUAUGAGGCCGUGGCACCCUCUGACAUCAUGGGAGCAGGGGUUGUGCUGGGCAGCAUUGCCAUCAUCACCGCCCAGAACCUCAGCUGUGAGAAGGAAGGGCAAAUGGAGGAGUGAAAUCGAACUGGAGAGCCCGGGGGAGGGUGGGGCAGGGGUAAUAGGAGAGACUGGAAUAAAAACUAUGGAAGCACACAUGCCUCAAAAAGAACUGGUGUGGAGGGCCAGUGGGAUGGCUCCGCAGGCAAAGGCUGGUGCUUCGAAGCCUGAGUUCCAUCUCACAUGGUAGAGGAAGAGAGCUGACGUCUACAAACGAUCCUUUCUACGUGUGCGCUGUGGUCUGCUCACACCCACACACACACAAUAAAACAUGUAAAGACAAAAGAGAAGGAUGCCCUGGGAUUCAAGGGUGACUUGGGACUUGAUGGAGAGGAAAGACCUGAAGCAAGACUAGGAAGCCAGGGCAUGGGCUUGAGGCUGGGCCCAGGGAUAAUGGCAUAAUUAAGCUGUGAGGUCUCAGAUCCAAGGGACUGAGGACGUCUGGUAGCGGGCCACGGUGGAUAAUCCCACAGACAGGAAAGAGAAGAGCAUCAGGGAUGAAGUAUGCAGGUUGUCUGGCAAACAGCAACUGCACUGGGGGAGGGGCGUGUUCCUUUUCCCUAGGGCUCCCUGUCCGGGUGGUGACGUAACACUGACAUCAAACAGGGAUCACUAAGGCUGUGCGGUCGGUGCGGUCGGUCGCGUUGGAGAGAGUGGAGACACGCUCUCGUUGGAGACCCCCUUGAGACACUCCGCCGCCCCCUUCUUUCUGAAAGGUGGAGGAUUUCCUAAACGUUCACAUUCCUUGACCUCGAAUUCCCAAGGACUUUCGUCUUCUGCCCCCACCACUAAUCUGCUUUUCUCGGAUUGUCGCGGUCGCGUGACCCGCGGCUCUCGGGUAGCAGCCAUCCCUCUUCCAGAACAGCUUUCAAGCCGGAGGUCCGAGGCCAGGGGCUCCGCGUGGCCCUCCACGAGAGGACAGGAGGGGCCCCGCCAUCCUGGGAGGCCUCUCGACAAAUACCGACGUCCCGCCGCUCGGGCGCGCCAUCUUGGUACAGUCUUAUGCAUAUUCAGCGAGAAACUGAAUAUUCAGGCCCGCGGGCCGGCCCGUCGCUCCCGCCCUCUCCGGAACACCCUCGGGAGGGCCCGACCGGCCCCGCCUCCGUGGCCGCGGCGUAGAACGAACCACUUUCCGGGCGUGUGGGGGGAGGCAGCGGUGAGACACUUGGGCUGAAAACGAGCCUGUACUCCACCGCCGGGGACGGGCGGCCUAACGUGGCCCUCGACUCUGCAAGCCGGCAGCCUGAGCGCACGGGGAGUCGGCGGGGGCGCGGCGGCGGCGGGAGCAGGAAGAUUCUCCUCCUCUUGUCACGUCAAAAGAACACCCAACCAGCGGGCCGCAGCCCGAGGGUCAACAACCCGGGCUCGCGCGCUCCGUGCCGGCCGGUGCGGGCGGCCCCGUAGCGCAAGGGAGGGCGGGAGAGGAAGGGGCGGGACACGAGGGCGAGUCUAUAAAAGGCGUCAUUCAGCCAGGUCUCUCCUCAGAAGCGCCGAGAGCGCGGCCGGGACGGUUGGAGAAGAAGGUGGCUCCCGGGAGGGGGAGAGACAAACUGCCGUAACCUCCGCCGUUCGGGAUCCCGGUUACUUAUUUAUUCGUUACCCCCUUCUCUUCUUCCUCCCUCCCAAAACCUCCUCCUUUCCUCCCUUCUUUUGUUUCCUUUUGGGGGAGCCGAAAAAAUCUCCGGAAAGGGAGAAAAGGCUUUCUUUCCGCCCUCUUCGCUUCCCCGCCUCCUCCCCUCCCCCACCUCCCCCCCCCC